AAAAAAAUUGGAAUUAGCAAAAGACUGCAUCGAGUCCGCGUGAGUGGGCGCGAGAGAAAUAAUGGCGGAAGCUUUCAAACUAGGGUUUGUGGGAGCGGGGAACAUGGCGGAGAGCAUCGCCCGCGGCGUCGCCAAGUCCGGCGUCCUCCCUCCGGCGAGCAUCCGCACCUCCCACCGCCGCUCCGAUCGCCGUGACGCCUUCCGAUCUUUCGGCGUCGAGAUCGUUGAGACCAAUUCGCAGGUAGUUGACCGCAGCGAUAUAAUUAUUCUCUCCGUGAAGCCUCAAAUGGUAAAAAGUGUGCUGUUGGAGCUGAAGCCCUCCUUCUCAGAGGAGAAAGUUCUGGUGUCAGUUGCUGCAGGAAUCAAAUUAAAAGAGUUGCAGGAAUGGUCUGGUCAUCGACGAGUGAUCAGGGUCAUGCCAAAUACUCCUUCAGCUGUUGGUCAGGCAGCAUCAGUUAUGUGCAUGGCUGAGAUGGCAACAAAGAAAGAUGAAGAACGUGUAUCUAGUUUGUUUGGUGCAAUUGGAAAGAUAUGGACAGCUGACGAAAAGUAUUUUGAUGCUGUGACUGGUCUGAGUGGAAGUGGCCCAGCAUACAUAUUUUUAACAAUUGAAGCACUGGCUGAUGGUGGCGUGGCUGCUGGUCUUCCGCGCGAUCUUGCUCUUGGCCUGGCAUCUCAGACUGUUUUAGGAGCUGCUACCAUGGUUACAAAUACAGGAAAGCACCCUGGUCAGCUGAAAGAUGCAGUUACGUCUCCAGCAGGGACUACCAUCGCAGGGGUCCACGAGUUGGAAAAGGGUGCAUAUCGUGGAACUCUGAUCAAUGCUGUUGUUGCUGCCUCAAAAAGAUCCCGAGAAUUAUCACAAACAUAGUUCCGUGCAAUUUAUUUACCCAUGUACCCACUGUUUAAUUGCUAGAGGUUUAUUUCAAUAAGUCGGAUUGAGAGCUCCUUAAUGAAACUAUUUGAGUAGUAUAUUAUGCUAGUAAGGAAAUAUUGUCUUUUGAGGCAUAGCAAAGUUCAUUUUGUCGCAAAUAAUAUCUACACAGUAGUACAACUCAUUCAUCUCCUUUUCUAUUCACCUCACGGGUGUUUGUAUGUGCAAAUAUAUGCGUUCAUUGUGUAUG
Molecule: messenger RNA, 1124 nt
Organism: Asparagus officinalis (garden asparagus)
Lineage: Eukaryota; Viridiplantae; Streptophyta; Magnoliopsida; Asparagales; Asparagaceae
Product: pyrroline-5-carboxylate reductase
Exons: 7
Coding region: 62-871 (269 amino acids)
Biological process (GO): L-proline biosynthetic process
Molecular function (GO): pyrroline-5-carboxylate reductase activity
Source: RefSeq, a predicted model, not a curated record